AUGGGGUUUUUAGUUACAGUUAUUAAUGCUAGCAAUGGUGGAUUUACUGUUGAGUUAAUGCGACGAGGCUCUCCAAAAUCUCCCUUCAAAGUCCAUCCAAAUACCCUCCAAUCAGAAGUAACAUCAUACAAGACUGAUAAUAUCAUGAAGCUCUCCAUGGGGACACCACCCGUAGACUUCUAUGGCCUCGUCGAUACAGAUGGUUCAUUUUCUCAAGGUGUUUUGGCCAAAGAAACUGUCACCCUGACUUCCACCUUAGGGGAACAAGUUUCCAUGGACAUUGUUGGGUGUGGUCACAACGACAACGGGAUUUUCAUUGACCAUGAUAUUGGAAUCAUUGGUUUAAGAGGAGGGAGUUUAUCUUUUGUUUCUCAAAUAGCUUCCACCUUCGAUAGCAAGAGCUUCUCCCAUUGCUUCACCCCAUUUGGUACUGAUCCUAACAUUCCUAGCAAGAUGACUUUUGGUAGUGGUAGUCAAGUUUCCGGCGAUGACGUGGUUUCAACACCUUUAAUAUGUCGAGACACCCCUUUGUAUUCUGUCACAGUAAGAGGAAUUAGUGUUGGAGAUAAAUAUUUGCCUUAUGACCCUUUGGGUACGGUUUUCGAGGGAAACGUGUUUCUCGAUUCAGGAACUCCAAAUAUGUAUGUUCCACAAGAUCUUUACCUUCGCUUGGUGGCAGAAGAGUUGAUGACUUGGUGCGUAGCCAAUCCUUCAGCAAGCGAGGAAGAGCUAAUUUUAGAUAUCAAGUUUGCUUGCGACAAAGUGGAAGAUGGCUGUAGGUUGAUACUUGAAGAUGGCAAAUGUCUUUUGCCUGACACUCUAAUACACCAUGCAUCUGUCGCCAUGAAUCAAUACUACAAAUUGAUGGGCCGAAAUAGUUGGAAUUGUGAUUUUAGGGGCUCUGCUCUCAUUACCAUGACCGAUCCAAGUAGGGUCAUCAAGCCGCAUUUUAUUUGA
Messenger RNA from Corylus avellana, 957 nucleotides. Lineage: Eukaryota; Viridiplantae; Streptophyta; Magnoliopsida; Fagales; Betulaceae. The record is from RefSeq and is a predicted model, not a curated record.